This is a messenger RNA of Cyclocybe aegerita, 1836 nucleotides long. NCBI's taxonomy places the organism in Eukaryota, Fungi, Basidiomycota, Agaricomycetes, Agaricales, Hemipholiotaceae. The record is from the annotation of a GenBank genome assembly.
UGCUCACCCCGCCAUUCUCCCUCCUCGCCCAAGAGAUCUUGGACUCUAUCGUGGAUCACCUUGUUCUCCCCGAGUGGGACGAGGACCUUGUUCAUCUGUCGCUCACGGAUCGUGCGUUCACCGCGAGGUGCCAAAUGCAGAUCUUCCGCAAGAUUUCCCUUGAUUACGAUGAUUGUACCGAAACCAAACUGAAGAAAAAGAUCAAGAAGAAGUGGAAAAUCCUCAAAGCUAGCCCGUGGCUUGCGAAGCAUAUCCGCAUUAUUAUAAUCCGACUCGCCGAUCCCCAGCUAUUCGAUGACCUGACCUUCGUGAACAUUUUGGAUCUUAUGAAGAACUCUUGCGCCUCCCCCCACACUCUCGAAGUUGAAACGCAGGACGACUGCCCGACACACUUUGCGGCAGGAUUGCUGCAGUCUUCCUUCUCCCAAACCUUGACGACGCUCCAUCUCACGGGUUGGAAAGGCCUUCCAUUGGACAUUAUUAUGAUUUGUUCCAAUCUGAAGGACCUCAAUGUUCGCAAUAUCGAAAUGGGAGAGAGGCAGAAGGCUAGUAUGCUCACUAAGGGCUUCCCUCCUCCCAAGAUCGAGCGCUUCGACUAUUACAACUCGUACCAUCUAGUUAAGCGACUCGUCAAGGUAGGGCCCUCCACUGUGCCCAUCGUCGAUUGGUCCCAGUGCAAGAUUCUCGAAACUAGUCCACAAGAGCGAAGUGACAUGUCAUGUAUUCAACGCAUCUUAAAGUUGACCUCCAAUACACUCGAAGAGCUUUAUCUCACCACUCCUAGUGUAUCCAACAUCCCGAAGGGAAAGCGACAACUCCCUCUCAAGACGCUUGUGAACCUCGAAUCAAUGUCAAGUCUGCGCAUCCUCCAUGUUUGUGCAGGUAUAAACUGCCGCGGCAAACAGCAUACGGUGCUCGAUGACAUAAGCUCGGUCUUGAGCUCCUUUCCUUCCCCGAAUCAACUCCGACGUUUCUUCUUACGCGUUUCGAUUUAUGGGCGAGGGCCAUUCAAAGGAUGCCUCGACGAAGAUUGGGAGGCUCUCUGUGCACAGGUAGCCCGAGUCUCUGGCGGCCGGCCUUUGAGCUUCCAGGUUGUGGCCUUCAUAAACGCCCACAAGCUCGCUGACCGGUUUCCGGGAGACAAUGUUCUGUAUGCGACCCUUGAAGAACGGAUGGAACAGUGCCUCUCUCCGUACAGGAACGUUAAAUUCCAUUUUGCGUCCGCAACGCACCUUUACCCCGUUGCCCUCCCUGCUUCCCGGACUACGCUCAUCCACCGCCUGGACUCUCGUAAUGCGCCCAUUGUACCGCCCGUUACCCUCGCAGUGCCCACCUCCUUUGACCACUUUGACGCUAUGGCCACCUACCACUCCUCGGCAUCCUACUCUGGCGAAGGAUCGUCACAUCCUGGCCCGUCUACACAUGACAAGAAUUGGCACCAAACAGCAACCCCAGGGGACGUGACAACCGCAGUGCACAACCUUCUCUCAUCAACGAAACGGCUACAAGAGGUGCUGCGGCUCUGGGGUGCGGAAAAGGCGUCAGAGGGAGACGUUAGCGACGUCUACGUGCAGAUUGGGCACGAGUUCAAUGCCACUAUCAAUGCGUUUGCCUAUCACCAGAUCGACUUGAGGGAGAUCCAUAAUAUCCCAAGCGACCUGCGAGACGUUCUAGAGCGUUGCUUGUCCGAAGAACCUGCGCCCGAAGUUCUCGAGUCUUUCAUGCCAGCCCUGCGCAAGGUCCUGUAUAAAUUGCUCAAAGGACUUCAGAGUCGGCAGGAUGCAUGGCGCGCAGCGACACAGAGCGGGCGGGCGAGGUCGCUCAACGGGUCCUGAA